Messenger RNA from Nicotiana tabacum (common tobacco), 2327 nucleotides. Its product is annotated as E3 ubiquitin protein ligase RIN2. The record is from RefSeq and is a predicted model, not a curated record. NCBI's taxonomy places the organism in Eukaryota, Viridiplantae, Streptophyta, Magnoliopsida, Solanales, Solanaceae. Gene Ontology annotation, cellular component: ubiquitin ligase complex; cytosol; plasma membrane. Gene Ontology annotation, biological process: positive regulation of plant-type hypersensitive response; ubiquitin-dependent protein catabolic process; protein ubiquitination. Gene Ontology annotation, molecular function: ubiquitin binding; ubiquitin protein ligase activity.
AAUAAGAGUAGUAAAGACUAGGACAAGGAGUCGUAUAUUUAAACGACUCUCGAUAAAAUAACACUGCAAAGACAUUUCUAAAUAACCUAAAUUAUGCUGUUUCUGUCAGACAUCUAUUUCCCGCAAAAAGCUGAUCCAUUGACAUGAAGCUGAAGAUCUCAGACUAAAGUUCGCCGACAAGAUUUCUGCUUUCAUCUUUGUCUGAGAUCUUUACAGGUUUCUUGCUUUAAGUUUCACUAUCCAUCAGAAUUGAGGGACUGUUUGCAGUAUAUUAAGUUGCAGCAAUCAAUUUUGAGGGCAAAUGGUCAUGCUUACUGGUUCUAAUGAAAUUCUGGGAUUCUUUCUGUCUUGAAAAAAAUAAAUUUAUUUGCCAUGGGCGUAAGCUACUUGUCAAUUUCAGCACUCUGCACUGCUCUGAGCUAUGUUGGACUCCAGUGUUGGAUGGGAAUUUCAGUUCAGAAACUAAAAUCAGAUGGGCUCAUUGGGGAGAGCAUUAUCAACUUUGGGAAUGAAAGCCGUGCAUUAGAGACUCUUUUAGGUUCACAGACCACAAUUGCUUUGGGAGCCAAUUUGGCAGUUAACGUAUUUAUCCUACUGGUUUUGUGUCUUAAGACAAUAUUCUUUGGAGAUUUGCACUCACCAGAAAUACGAAAGCUGGUUGAGCGCCUCAUCAAUUAUGUUAUUUCCAAGGGAACUUUUCUUCCAUUGGUAGUUCCACCAACGCUGUAUCAGGCAGGCCUAUGGUCAACGUGGCUCGUUGUUCUUUGCUUUUUAAAGAUGUUUCAAGCUUUAGCUAGGGAUCGACUUGAACGACUGAAUGCCUCUCCUUCAGCUACUCCCUGGACAUACUUCCGUGUGUAUUCUGCCUUAUUGCUGGUUUUCUCUGCCAACUUACUCUGGAUGAGGGUGUGCCUGGUUGUAUAUAGAACAAUAAGUUCAUCCUUGUUUUUGUUAUUGUUCUUUGAGCCUCUUAGCAUUGCAUUUGAGACGCUUCAGGCUAUUCUUGUUCAUGGAUUCCAGUUGCUCGACAUAUAUAUCCAUGACUCGGCAAAUGAUAUUUCAAAUAGCCGAAUAUCCAAGCUCUUUGACAUAUCUGCUGCAGGCUCAUUUGGGGAAUGGAAAGGCAUUCUUAUUCGGAAUAUGGGUUUUCUCCUAGACAUGAUGACUCUGUUGAUGGCUCUCGCUCAUUAUGUGCACAUUUGGUGGCUCCAUGGCAUGGCAUUUCAUCUAGUGGAUGCAGUUCUUUUCCUAAAUAUCCGUGCUUUAUUGAGUGCUAUUGUAAAACGUGUCAAAGGGUUCAUUAAACUGAGAAUAGCAUUGGGCACUCUUCAUGGUGCACUUCCUGAUGCAACUUUGGAAGAGCUACAGACUUAUGAUGAUGAAUGCGCUAUUUGUAGGGAACCAAUGGCAAAGGCGAAAAAGCUAUCUUGUAAUCAUCUUUUCCAUCUUUCAUGCUUGAGAUCUUGGUUAGAUCAAGGCUUAACUGAAAAUUAUUCAUGUCCCACUUGCCGGAAGCCGUUGUUUAUAGGCAGAAGCGAGAAUGAGGUAAAUCCUCAUACUGCAGAUGUUCGGGGUGACGAGCUGCUUGCUCGUGAGAUGAGUAUGGGGCUUGAUCGGUUGAAUCUUCCUGGUCAUGCACUUCCAAAUGAAGUUUCCCGCAAUCAAACGCACAACCCUCUUGAAAGCAGUGAUUGGAGGGGUUCGGGAAUUGAUUCAGGUUGGUUGGGCUUAGAUGAUGCUGGACCAUCUACAGGCAUCAGAUCAGGGGGACUGGGUAGAGUUCAGACAGUGAUGAGGCAUCUCGCAGCUGUUGGAGAAACAUACGCACAAACUGCUCUAGAAGAUGCUGCCUGGAACCUUUGGUCUAUGCGUGCCUCUCAAGCUGGUACUUCCAGUUCAGCAAUCCCUCCCGCAGGUAAUGUGAGGCAUGUCGGAGGUGCUGGAGGGUUGCACUUGAGGACACCCUCACGUGCCACAAACAACAAUGUAUCCAACAUAUAUACAAUGGUUGAAACUGUUAGAGAAGUGCUGCCACACAUACCUGAUGAAAUUAUUCUUGAGGAUUUACAACGAACUCACUCAGUGACUGUUACUGUGAAUAAUCUUCUGCACAUGUGAUUAUAUCUACCUUUCGUUGUGAUACAGUUAUGGUAUGUCUUUCACUGAGGCAGGUUAAAACAGAAGCUUUGGUUGAGUACAGGUCUGAGGUUUCCAAAGUGUCCUGGUGCCGAGCCUGUAAUUACUACAUUGUAUCUGAUAUAUAUUAGUUUCACUUUUCUGUACAUAUAAAUGACUUAGGGAACCUGCUUUUACAGAAAAAUGAUAAA